AUGGCGGCUCAAACAACGGCAGAUGAAGUCUGCAAACUUGCUUACGAAGGAAAUUUUGGCAUUUUGAGAAUAAAGCUAGAAAAUUAUAGGUCACUUGCCUCGAAAAAAGACACGGAAAGUCAUGCUGAUAUUGUUGUUUUUGUGGGUAAUGUUUAUUUAGGCUCUCCUUUAAAUAACGCUCUGAUGAUUGCUUCCUCCGCUGGACGCACACAAAUUGUCUACGAUCUGCUGGGCCAUGGUGCACAGGUGAAUGCGGUCAACAACAACGGUCAAAGUUCACUUCAUUAUGCAGCUUCCAAGGGACACUUAGAGAUUUGUGAGGCCCUGGUCAAGUACGGUGCGGAUAUUGAAUGUGUGGAUUCUCUAGGACACACUCCGCUACACAGAGCUGCUAGCAGAGGCAACUUGAGCAUUGUUAAGUUCCUGAUCGCACACGAUGCACCGCUGGAUCUCAGGGAUGCUACCGGAUGCACGCCUUUACACCUGGCAUGUGAAGAUGGCAAUGGUGAAGUGGCUAGGCUUCUUAUCGAUCAUGGAGCAAGAACAGACAUCAGAAAUAAUGAGAAACAGACGGCUUUUGAGCUGGCCCCCCGUGCACUGAAGCGCAGCUUGCAAAGCAGCUUGGAUCGAUGA
Candidula unifasciata is the source of this 633-nucleotide messenger RNA. Lineage: Eukaryota; Metazoa; Mollusca; Gastropoda; Stylommatophora; Geomitridae. The record is from the annotation of a GenBank genome assembly.